CAUUUGCUCAGUUAGACUUACAUUGUUAUUUAAAAUACAUCUAUCCUUUAUCAUGUGCCACAAAUUCGUCUGCGCAAUCGUGAUCAGUUCAAUUUUAGUUACCAAUAUCAACUGUUAUGAUUCCAAAUACGACAACGUCAACUUGGACGAGAUCUUCAAAAGUACUCGUCUGCUCAACAACUACAUCAAUUGUUUGAAAAAUGUGGGACCCUGCACUCCGGAUGCCAAAGAACUGAAAGAACUCCUACCGGACGCCCUCGAAAGUGAAUGCCGCCACUGUACCGAGAAGCAGAAGAUCAGCGCCGAACGGGUGAUCAACUUCGUGGUCGAUAAUCGGCCGGCCGAUUUCAAAGUCCUAGAAUCGAUUUACGAUCCGGCCGGGGAAUACCGACGCAAAUUCCUGCGCGAUCAUCCGAAUUUUCACGAUCAAGGUGACGACGCCGCCAGUGAUGCAACGACGGAAAAACCCGACGAUCAACCAGCGGCGACGGCGGCGACCGGCGAAGAAGCAUAGACGCAAGAUCAAGGUCGAUCAACGGAGGACGAUCGAUGGACGAUGACGGCUGCGGCGGCGAUGUUAGAAAUCGGUCAUGUUUGUCUUUCUCAUUUUCGUGAGGGAGUGUGUGAAUUGGCUCUGACGAAGAUGAUGUGUUGUGAUUAAAUAUUUGCAGAAGAAAAUAAGUGUUUAACUUUUGAUCAUGCAUAUGUAUGGAUGGCAUGAAUGUAAAAACGAUAUGGAAGAUGGCUAUUUGUUGAACUCACAAGUGUUAAGUGGUUGGUGAUCUGUACAUAAGGGAGCGUCUAUAAAUGACGUAGCUUUUAAGGGAGACAGGGGAGUCUGCGAUUUUGUGACAAGCCAUUCAUUAGGUAUGUGAAUAUAUGCUACGAGGGGGGAGGGGAGUAAAAAAUUCGGCCAAAAUAGGCUACGUCUUUUAUGGACGUUCCCUAGGUCUAGAAAUUCAAGUGAUUAAAAAUACAUGUAAAAUAAUGCCUGGUGAAUUUGACUGGUUUGUCGAGAAACUAUUUAGACCCAACCUAUGCUUUUGUGGAAAUAAUUCACAGGGUUGGACCAUUUGGGCAAAAGGACCUAUUUUUAGCACUUUGGGCUCUAUUACAGUAAGUUUUGUGAAUAAAAAUUGACUUGUAAUUUUAACAUGGGCAAACACUCACAUCUGACUUUGCACAAACAAUCAAGUCAAUUGGUACAACUUUGUUAGAUCACGAAGUGCUCAAAAUUGGCUCCCUAGCCCAAAUAGUCCCAGAAGCCUCGUAGCCGUGCAGUUAGGGUCACCAAGCUUAUAAUCGCACCAUGCUGUGGGGUGAGGGUUCGAUUCCCGCUUCGGGCGUUGAAACUUUUGUGAGAAUAGUUUCUUCCCCGUUUCCACUGGUGCAUGCUCAGUUUGUCCGUUCUCAAGUGUUAAGUUUAAAACAGUCUGUACAGUCGAAAGCGUUGUCCGUGUCUUUUUAAAGACCCCAAUAAAAAUUGAAUAAGUUAGUCAUGAAA
Messenger RNA from Aedes albopictus (Asian tiger mosquito), 1504 nucleotides. Its product is annotated as ejaculatory bulb-specific protein 3. NCBI's taxonomy places the organism in Eukaryota, Metazoa, Arthropoda, Insecta, Diptera, Culicidae. The transcript has 2 exons. Bases 53 to 514 code for a protein of 153 amino acids. The record is from RefSeq and is a predicted model, not a curated record.